Molecule: messenger RNA, 841 nt
Organism: Colletotrichum acutatum
Lineage: Eukaryota; Fungi; Ascomycota; Sordariomycetes; Glomerellales; Glomerellaceae
Exons: 1
Coding region: 85-684 (199 amino acids)
Source: RefSeq, a predicted model, not a curated record
AACAAAAGCACCGCUGGCAAAACAGCCUGCGUCAGCACGGUGCCGCACGUUCCAGAGAUAUCACUUUCGUCCGAUACAUGGCACAUGCCGUUUGGAAACACUCGGAUGGCAAAGACGGACAGUGAUAGAGCAGACCGACGCACUCGCACGCAUCAACGCACUCGCUCCAUACCUCACCUUACUUUCCUCUGUCUUGGGCCCUUUGCUCAGCUGCACUGGAAUUCAGAUGCUUCUUUCACAAGCACCUUAAUCGACUCUCCCGGCUCUCAGCACCGACACAUUGCUUCCUUUUUCCAGAAUAAACUGGAAGCCACAAGUGGUAUCCGAAUCAACGGUCCGACGGACAACGGUCAAACCAAAUUCGUUCAUGCCUUUCAUCGUACAUGUUUGCUCAGGCUCCGGCCUAGGCGACUUACACGCAUCCUAGGCAAUACCAGGCUGACGAGCAGAACGACAACCGCAACGCAAUGGCAGAUUGCCACAAAAUGCGAAGUACGGUAUACGGUGCUGCACUGCAUGGCUCAGCAUAAGACAAUGUUCUAUUUGACAUGGAAUCCCAAAUUCGCUCUCGCUACGUUAUCUUCCUCAAUUCAAAGUUUGCAGGCUUUGAGAUGGGCCGGUACUUGCAACUGCUCAUUGCCUGCCUCACAAGGCAAUGUUUCCCCGCCUGCCUCUUCAGGCUGACUCUGACAAGCUUCAGUUUCCAGAAUACCGCACUUCCCUGCUGUCUUGACUUGCCAACUCCAACAUAUCCGCGGUGAGAGGGGCGAGGGGCGUGGGCCUUAGCCACCCUGGUUGAGGGAAAGGGCGUGGUCUUAGUCGGCCCGUACGCAAUAUCCCU